Ostreobium quekettii is the source of this 2058-nucleotide messenger RNA. NCBI's taxonomy places the organism in Eukaryota, Viridiplantae, Chlorophyta, Ulvophyceae, Bryopsidales, Ostreobiaceae. The record is from the annotation of a GenBank genome assembly.
AUGUCGAGGAGGGCGGUGCGCAAGCACGCCGUCUGCGCGUCCGCGAAAAAACAGAGCCAUGACUUGGCCGUCCAGCUGGCAACCAGCCUACCAGCUGCCUCCCUCGCGGCACUCUUUGUCAGCGUGGGCCAGCUCAACGCCGCUCUGGCCGCAGACUACGCUCCCCCCCAGCAGACCGCCUCAGAAGUGAUCCAGCAGCAACGGCAGGGGGGUGGCAUCCGCGCCUUCGAUGCGCCUUUGCCUGGGCCUGACUACCGGCUGCCAGAGGGCAACCAGUGGCGGUACUCGGAGUUCGUGGGUGCCGUCCAGGCAGGCAAGGUGGAGCGUGUGCGGUUCAGCAAGGACGGCACUUCCCUGCAGGCCACGGCCGUGGAUGGACGUAGGGCCGUGGUUGUGCUACCCAACGACCCUGAUCUCGUGGACAUCCUUGCAAAGAAUGGUGUCGACAUCUCGGUGGCUGAGGGAGAGCAGGAAGGCAACUUUGUGGCACUGCUUGGCAACCUCUUGUUUCCUCUGCUAGCCCUGGGCGGCCUCUUCUUGUUGUUCAGGAGGGGUGGAGCUGAGGGUGGUGGGCCCCUGGGCCCUGGAAAUCCCAUGGACUUCGGCCGGAACAAGUCCAAGUUUCAGGAGGUCCCGGAUACAGGCAUCAAAUUUGGAGACGUUGCAGGCGUCGAUGGUGCUAAGCUGGAGCUGCAGGAGGUGGUCGACUUUCUGAAGAACCCGGACAAGUACACAGACCUGGGGGCCAAGAUUCCCAAGGGUGUACUGCUGGUGGGCCCGCCUGGGACGGGCAAGACCCUGCUGGCAAAGGCGGUAGCUGGAGAGGCCGGUGUGCCCUUCUUCUCAUGUGCGGCGUCCGAGUUCGUGGAGCUGUUUGUGGGCGUGGGGGCCUCCCGAGUGAGGGACCUCUUUGACAAGGCCAAGGAGAAGGCUCCUUGUAUUGUUUUCAUCGACGAAAUCGAUGCAGUCGGCCGCCAGCGUGGGGCUGGUCUGGGCGGAGGUAAUGAUGAGCGGGAGCAGACGAUCAACCAGCUACUCUCAGAGAUGGACGGGUUUGAGGGCAACACUGGGGUGAUAGUCCUGAGCGCCACCAACAGGCCAGAUGUGUUGGAUUCUGCAUUGCUCAGGCCGGGGCGCUUUGACAGGCAGGUCACUGUGGACAGGCCUGACCUCAAUGGCCGGAAGGCGAUCCUGAAGGUGCACUCAAAGGGCAAGACUCUAGGGAAGGACGUAGAUCUGGAGAAGGUGUCGCGCCGCACACCAGGCUUCACGGGAGCUGACCUGCAGAACCUCAUGAAUGAGGCAGCGAUUCUGGCAGCGCGGCGGGAACUGAAGGAGAUCACCAAGGAGGAAAUCGCGGACGCACUGGAGCGCAUCAUCGCAGGACCAGAGAAAAAGACAGCUGUGUUCUCAGAUGCCAAGAAGAAACUGAUCGCAUACCAUGAGGCUGGACAUGCUCUGGUGGGUGCGCUGAUGCCCGAGUAUGACCCAGUGACCAAGAUCUCCAUAGUGCCCCGUGGCAGUGCUGGCGGCCUUACUUUCUUUGCACCCAGUGAGGAGCGCCUUGAGAGUGGCCUCUACACUCGCACCUACCUUGAGAACCAGAUGGCAGUCGCCCUGGGGGGCCGCAUUGCUGAGGAACUCAUCUUUGGAGAGGAAAACAUAACAACUGGUGCAUCUAAUGACUUCCAGCAGGUGACCCGCAUAGCCAGGACGAUGGUGUCCCAGCUGGGGUUCAGUGACAAACUGGGCCAGCUGGCCUGGUCCGGGAACAGCGGACCCACCUUUCUGGGCCAGCAGAUGGCCCAGCCUGGAGAGUUCUCCAUGACGACCUCCAACAUCAUCGACACAGAGGUGAAGAGCUUUGUGGAGCGUGCCUACAGGCGAGCCAAGGACCUGAUCCAGAGCAACAUCGACAUCCUGCACAAGACAGCGGCCGUGUUGAUGGAGAAGGAGACCAUCGAUGGGGAGGAAUUCGAGCAGAUCAUAAUGGCUUCCCAGGCGACGCAAUACCUCAAGAAAGAUGCCCCUUCAGUCACCAUCCCAUACCAGGCCUAG